This is a messenger RNA of Vigna angularis (adzuki bean), 1010 nucleotides long. RefSeq names its product ras-related protein RABH1b. The record is from RefSeq and is a predicted model, not a curated record. Gene Ontology annotation, molecular function: GTPase activity; GTP binding. The transcript is spliced from 6 exons. Bases 233 to 853 code for a protein of 206 amino acids. Lineage: Eukaryota; Viridiplantae; Streptophyta; Magnoliopsida; Fabales; Fabaceae.
UUUUGGAAAUAAUAAUAAUAACUAGAGAGAGUAAGUAACACCAGCACACACCCAUCGUAAUUAACUUAAUUUCCUCUGUAUUCUUUCUCUCGCAGUGCUUUUCUUUCUUUGUGAGAUUGCUGAAGAGAGAAAAGCAAAAUCGAAUUAUCGAAAGAAUUGAAUUGGAUUCGUUUACAGAGUGAAGCGUUCCACAAAUCUGAAGUGCACAUUGCAUUGUGGUUGAUUUGUGAGAAUGGCGCCAGUAUCGGCUCUCGCAAAGUACAAGCUAGUGUUCUUGGGCGAUCAGUCCGUUGGGAAAACCAGCAUAAUCACUCGCUUCAUGUACGACAAAUUCGACAACACGUAUCAGGCUACAAUCGGUAUUGACUUCCUGUCAAAAACUAUGUAUCUUGAAGAUCGAACUGUUAGACUGCAGUUGUGGGAUACAGCUGGACAGGAAAGAUUUAGAAGUCUGAUUCCAAGCUACAUUAGGGAUUCAUCUGUUGCUGUUAUUGUUUAUGACGUUGCAAGCCGCCAGACUUUCCUAAACACACCAAAGUGGAUAGAAGAGGUGCGCAGUGAAAGAGGAAGUGAUGUUAUUGUUGUUCUUGUUGGCAACAAAACUGAUCUUGUGGACAAAAGGCAAGUGUCUACGGAGGAGGGGGAAGCAAAGUCCCGAGAGCUGAACGUUAUGUUUAUUGAAGCUAGUGCAAAAGCUGGAUUCAAUAUAAAGGCCCUCUUUCGAAAAAUUGCUGCUGCAUUACCCGGAAUGGAGACACUAUCUAACACAAAACAGGAAGAUAUGGUCGACGUGAACCUGAGGUCUUCUGGUAACCAUGAUUCCCAAUCUGAGUCAGGUGGAUGUGCUUGCUAAAUGUGUCUUGUCCCAAAGUUUUGUAUCUUUCUGCUUUACGCUAUUUAUUUUGGAAUGUUUUUGUCCAAGUUCUGUAAAGAUUCAUCAGUCCUUACGACUUAAACAACUUUGUGUGAGAAAAAUUACUAAAAUCAAGUGAAAGAACCAAUAUUACACA